Molecule: messenger RNA, 951 nt
Organism: Wyeomyia smithii (pitcher-plant mosquito)
Lineage: Eukaryota; Metazoa; Arthropoda; Insecta; Diptera; Culicidae
Product: mucin-2
Exons: 3
Coding region: 51-872 (273 amino acids)
Source: RefSeq, a predicted model, not a curated record
UUAACAGUGCUGUAGCAGAAAUCAAUUGUUGUGUUUUACCUAAAACGAAAAUGAAAUAUCUGUCGUGUACGAUACUCGUGGUGCUACUCGCGACUUCAGUUUGUAGGGCACAGCUACUUUGCUUUUACUGUGAAGAUUGCGGCAACUAUAUCGCAGAAGUGGAAGCUUGUGGUAUAAACAAUCCAGCCCCAGAAGUGUCUACAACAACCGUAGCUACACCUCUUCCGACUACUGGUGACCCUAUCCUAACACCAUCAACCAAUCCAGAUCAAACUUCCACUCCGGAAGCUUCUACAACGACCACGACACCAUCUACCAGUACAGAUGAUCCGAUCCUAACACCUUCAACCAAUCCAGAUCAAACUGCUACUCCGGAGUUUUCUACAACGACCACGAUAACAUCUACCAAUCCAGAUGAUCCGAUCAUAACACCUUCAACCAAUCCAGAUCAAACUUCCACUCCGGAAGUGUCUACAACGACCACGACAGCUUCAACCACUCCACGUGAUCCCAUCCUCACACCACCUGAACCGAUCGGAACCACCACAACUACAACUUCUACAGCUGCUCCGACUUCUGGCGCGCCUAUUCUAACACCCCCAACAAUACCGAAUUGGAAUCCUUCACAUGGAGUAGAUCCACCAAUCACCGAAGCUUGGCAGGCGAGGGGCGGCCGUAUCGUCAUUCCCAUCGAACCUUAUGUGCCAUAUGCAUGUACGGUGAUACGCGUAAGUGAUGGGCAACGGGAGAUCGUUCGACGAGGCUGCGCUAGAUUGGGAAAUAAUAACGAUCAAACCUGCAGUAACCUGUCCGGAGGUCACCAUACGCAGUGCACCGUCUGCAUGACACAUCUGUGCAACUCUGGGAUGUGAACAAACUAUUGUUUCCAGACUGAUUUACUUUAUUUCAUUUGUAUUUAUUGCUGUUUUGUAAAUAUUAUUAUGAAUCAUU